UGACAAUGACAUUCACAUAUUUAUAUCCGAACUGUAUUUGCUAGCAAGGCAUCACGAGCCACAAGUAAACGGAAGUUCAAAUAUUCGAAAAGGCUGGUUGCUAUGGAGUGACGUCAUAAACCGGCUAAGUGUCUAUUAUCGCCUUGACAGCUUGUUUUUGUAAUCGCUCACAGUAAUCUUGAUUUUGUACAAUAUCUCUACUCCUGCUGGGCACGAUGAAGCCUGUUCUUUUUUAGGGGCUGGAUCGGCCCAUCGACAUUUGGAGAUUGGAUUUCAUAUGAUAUGCGUAGGCAAAAGCGGGAAAGUUUAGUUUCCCGCGGUAGAGUGCAGUUAUGGAUUCCUUCGAACUUCAAAGGGUUGAAUUGUUGCACUCUCCCUCUACAGAUGAGGCAAAGCAAUCGUUUGUUUUAAAUUUCAAGAUAUGUGGCAUGAGAGUGAGGAAGUUUUUCUCAAGUAGCCCGUUAGUGGCACAUUUUCCAAGCGAGUUUUGCAUGGUCCAGCUUUCGGAUUUGAAAAAUGGCGGGAGCUUGGAUGGCCGAUAUGUUCACAACAAUGAAGUGGCCAUCGCCUCUCUAUUUGGAGUUGUUUCUGCCAUCCUCCGACAGAAAUUCAAAGAAGGAGAAGUGGCGAAACACCGUUGGUUGAUCGAGAAAAUAAAUUCGCUAAAAAUGGGAACGGAGACUUCUGCAACUCUACCAAGCGAUGACUCUCGCGAGGAGCUGAAAGCUGCUCGUGAUGCUUCCGCAGCCAUCGAAAUUGAAAACAAUCGACUAAAAGCCGACCUCGAUCAAGCGCGGAGUCAGCUAGUAUCCCUAUCAGAAGAAUUAAAAAAAAUCAGCCACGAAAGACAAACAUCACAGUUAAACAAAAUUCAGGAGAAGGAGGAGAAAGUCGUCGAGGAUGUGUGGACAACGAUCAGCGAUGUUUGCGACAGAUUUCAGGUCAAUCUCACCGAUGUAAUCGCAGGUCAGGUCCACAGUCCUGAGAUGGGGCGAAUGCUCAGCGACAUCGCCAAGAAAAUUAGAAGUAACAGCAGCAGCCCACUCCAAGCGUUGGAAACAAUGUUGGGGGACAGUAGCCCUCAGUUUUUCCAAUCCCUCAGAGUACCAGACUGGACCUUGCUGUAUUUCAAACUACAAUCGAGGAUUCCGGACGAAGCAAGGCAAACGUUACUUAGCAUUUCCAAGCUAGGACGAACCAACGUUAAAACUGACAUCCCAAUCCUUUUGAAUAAGAAUCAAAUAAAGGCAUUGCAUCAGAUGAUUUUUGUUGUGAUAAAAAAAGCUAUGGGCAUCAAUCCCUUACCAGAUGGAGCACCACNUGGCUUCCAGGUGAACCUUUCAGCAGCAGUGGCUUGGGCUGCUAGAGAGGCCCGAUUGCAUAACCCUGACAAGGACACUCUUGAUAUUAAUCUUAAGCUAGAUGGGAGACCAUUUUAUGGUAGACACCAAGUAAUGUUUGGCAUUGUGCCUAUUGAUGUUGACCACGCUUCAAGUGAAAGUUGUAAAAGUGUGUACCCUAUAGCAAUUCCAAACUGUAAGGAAAACAGGGAAAAUGUGGAGGCCCUCAUAAAGGAUAUAAAUUGCCAGAAGGAUGCCAUGAAGAAAACAGGAAUAGUGGUUGAUGGAAGAUGCUUAAAGUUAAAUUUACAGCGCUAAUAAUGCUACUCAAGCGAAAAGGUGGUGAUGCCGACAAAUAUAUUGAUGAACUUUGCAAGCGAGGAUUGGACACAGAGUGCUGUGUAUUCUGCAAAGUUAUUAGGGUAGGUUAUAUAGCCUGCAAUUGCUAUUUAAAUGAUAUGCAUCAUAGCAGAAUUCUACAAAAACACAGAACACAUUCAGGUAACCAGUAUUUGUGAUGCAAUUUAUUUGUAAUCAAUUAGUGGGAGCUUUCUUUGUGUUGAAAUUAUAGAAAGGCAGAAAUUUGUCUAUAAAAAUAAACAUAUCUGUGGUGAACUGAGUGAUUAUAUAUCUACAAAUAGUAGCGAAUGUUAUCUGACUUA
This is a messenger RNA of Stylophora pistillata, 2002 nucleotides long. RefSeq lists its product as uncharacterized. NCBI's taxonomy places the organism in Eukaryota, Metazoa, Cnidaria, Anthozoa, Scleractinia, Pocilloporidae. The record is from RefSeq and is a predicted model, not a curated record.